AUGUACAAGAUCAACCAUUUCGAUAAGGACAUCAACGAUUCUCUGAAUGAAUAUUCAACGAAACACAAUCUUCCAACGAUCCUGACCAGUCAUUUAAAUAUAUCAUUACUCGCACAGAAGCGAAGAUUCAAAGAGGCACAUCAGCAGUUCCAGGUGAUGACAGACAAGCGACCACGCACCUAUCAGGUGGCGACGGAGCUAUUCCUCCAGAAACACUCUUAUUCCAAGUUGGUGGCGAGCCGAUUGCGAUUCAUUUGGGUAGAGCCAACACUUGAGGAUCUCGAAUGGUAUCUCGGUAUUUCAUUGAGCUACAACCAAGUCAAUCAAUUCACUCUGUCGUUGGUGACAGCUGCACUCGCCAAGGACAGCGGUAACUCGAAAAUCGGUCAGUCGAUAAUCAAACAGUAUGUCGCACGAGAGAAUCAGGUACUUACAAACGACGGUCAAUGGAAUGUAUUUAGUCGACUCAUGAAAGCACUGCCAAAUGAGAAGGAACAAAUUCAGUUCUUUAAGCACAUAAGCCAACAUCAAUUGAACACAUCGGACUUGAAAUUAGAACUACCAUUUAAACUCAAUGAAAACACUCAAGAUAUCAACGAAUUACUCACAGAUACAACCACUUCAAAUCAAACCAACAACAAAACAACAACACCACCACUUUCACCAUCAACUAUAAAUUAUAUUACCGACAACUUUAUUAACCAUAAAGUGAUUCAUUGUGUUUCAAGUUAUAUUGGAUCAUAA
Molecule: messenger RNA, 744 nt
Organism: Heterostelium album PN500
Lineage: Eukaryota; Evosea; Eumycetozoa; Acytosteliales; Acytosteliaceae
Exons: 1
Coding region: 1-744 (247 amino acids)
Source: RefSeq, a predicted model, not a curated record